AACUAACAAUUUCAAAUAUAAAUGUCUGAUACAUUCACAUAUAAAUUUGAAAUCUAUCAUUUGAAUACGCGCAUUUAUGAAAGAGGUGGUUUAGUGUUCGAUGAGUCAGAGACUCGAGAACCGUUUGGACCGAUUCAGACCGAUUCGUGAAUUGUUUAGGGCUGUGUUUCGUGAGAUAAGUUGAUCGCAGAGGCCACUGGUGGCGAUGGAUCUACGAUCUACGUAGGCGAUGCUACGGUGCUUUUGGGAGUCGCAGCCCAGAGCGGUUUUUGUACUAGUUCAUAAUGUUCAUCAAAAAGAUCCGACUCAGAUGAACGAUCAAGUGAAUCGGACAUCGCUAUUCAAUAUGGCUGCGCCCAUACCCGGCAGCACACAUGAAUGUGAAGGCAGUAUGGCAUCAGUGAAGGCUGUAUCCUCUGCUGCUCCUCUCGCUCUUCGUAUCGUGGCGGAGUGUCCCGUGAGUAAGGCGAGAGCCUGCACUCUUACUCUCCCCCACUGCGCUGUCAGCACCCCGGUGUUCAUGCCCGUGGGCACUCAGGGUACCCUGAAAGGCAUCACUGUAGACCAGCUGGAAGAUCUGGACUGUCAGAUAUGUUUGGGAAACACGUAUCAUCUGGGCAUGAGGCCGGGUCCCGAGUUAAUAGAGAAAGCCGAUGGAUUACAUGGAUUUAUGAAGUGGAACAGAAAUCUCUUAACGGACAGUGGCGGGUUUCAGAUGGUGUCUCUAGUGGAGCUGUCGGAGGUGACGGAGGAGGGUGUCACGUUCCAUUCCCCUUAUGAUGGAAAGGAAAUCCUGCUCACUCCUGAGCAAUCCAUUGCCAUACAGAACAGCCUGGGUUCAGACAUCAUGAUGCAGCUGGAUGACGUGGUCAGCAGUACGGUGAAAGGGCCGCGGGUGGAGGAGGCCAUGCACCGCUCUGUGCGCUGGCUGGACCGCUGCAUCGCAGCAAAUAAGAAUCCAGACCGACAGAACCUGUUCGCCAUUAUUCAAGGGGGGCUUGAUGCCAAACUGCGCAAGGCCUGUUUAGAUGAAAUGACAAAGCGUGAUGUGCCGGGCUUCGCUAUUGGAGGCUUGAGUGGGGGAGAGGAAAAGGACGAUUUCUGGAAGAUGGUGACUCUGAGCACCGAACACCUCCCCAGAGAGAAGCCCCGCUACCUCAUGGGAGUCGGCUACGCACUAGACCUGGUGGUCUGCGUUGCCUUGGGCUGUGAUAUGUUUGAUUGUGUUUUCCCAACUCGAACAGCAAGAUUUGGCUCGGCUUUAGUUCCCUGGGGAUCUCUUCAGCUCAAACAGAAGCAGUAUGCUAAAGACUUUCAGCCGAUUGAUCCUGACUGCCAGUGUCCCACCUGCAGGAGACACAGUCGGGCUUACCUUCACGCACUGUUCAAGAGCGACACCGCAGCCAUGCAUCACAUCACUAUCCAUAACAUCUCUUACCAGCUCACCCUCAUGCAGUCAGUGCGUCAGAGCAUCAUAGAGCAGAGGUUUCCUGAGUUUGUGAAAGCGUUCAUGAAGAGGAUGUUCCCGUCCGGGAAGUACCCCAGCUGGGCUGUAGAGGCACUGCAAUCAGUGAACAUCUGUGUCUGCUGAGCAUCCUACAUGAGGAAGAUGAUGAGGACUGCAUUUUAAGAGAAGAAAAAGACUUGCUGUUUUUUAAUGGAUUUAUUUUUUGGUGUUUCAGUUUUAGAUACUGACAUUUUUAACAUGUUAUAUGUGAAACAUCCCCAUUUUGUAAAUAAAAAAUGUAUUUUCA
This is a messenger RNA of Cyprinus carpio (common carp), 1754 nucleotides long. It is a transcript of the gene qtrt1, whose product is annotated as queuine tRNA-ribosyltransferase 1. Gene Ontology annotation, molecular function: tRNA-guanosine(34) queuine transglycosylase activity. The record is from RefSeq and is a predicted model, not a curated record. NCBI's taxonomy places the organism in Eukaryota, Metazoa, Chordata, Actinopteri, Cypriniformes, Cyprinidae. Gene Ontology annotation, cellular component: cytosol.